Molecule: messenger RNA, 1464 nt
Organism: Engraulis encrasicolus (European anchovy)
Lineage: Eukaryota; Metazoa; Chordata; Actinopteri; Clupeiformes; Engraulidae
Gene: hyal6
Product: hyaluronoglucosaminidase 6
Exons: 5
Coding region: 1-1464 (487 amino acids)
Biological process (GO): hyaluronan catabolic process; carbohydrate metabolic process
Cellular component (GO): cytoplasmic vesicle
Molecular function (GO): hyalurononglucosaminidase activity
Source: RefSeq, a predicted model, not a curated record
AUGUCGGAGUCUACAGGAGGAGGAGGAGGAGGAGUGCGGGGUGAGCAGCUGAAGCAGGCCCGCGCCCCGCUUCUCCCCCACCGGCCCUUCGUGGUGGUGUGGAACGCCCCCACCGAGUCCUGCCGCCUGCGCUUCAAGGUCGACCUGGACCUGAGCGUCUUCGACAUCGUGGCCAACCAGAACGAGACGCUAAGCGGGCCCAACGUCACCAUCUUCUACCACAGCCACCUGGGCCACUACCCGUACUACAGCAGCGCCGGCGCGCCCGUCAACGGCGGACUACCGCAGAACCAGAGCCUCAGCAAGCACCUGAGCAAGGCCCGGGCCGACAUCGACAAGCUCAUCCCCCUCAAGGACUUCCGGGGCCUGGGCGUCAUCGACUGGGAGAACUGGCGGCCGCAGUGGGUGCGCAACUGGGGCUCCAAGGACGUCUACCGCAACAAGUCGAAGGAGCUCAUCCGCAGGAUGCACCCCAGCUGGCCGCAGAGCAAAGUGGAGCACGAGGCCAAGGAGAUGUUUGAGCGCGCGGGCCUGGCCUUCAUGAACACCACGCUGCGUCUGGCCCAGAGCCGGCGUCCGCACGGCCUGUGGGGCUUCUACCUGUUCCCCGACUGCUACAACUACGGCUACAAGCAGCAGCCGCCGCAGCGCUACACGGGCGAGUGUCCCAACGUGGAGCACGUGCGCAACGACCACCUGAUGUGGCUGUGGAAGGAGAGCACGGCGCUCUACCCCUCCGUCUACCUGGACUAUGAGCUCAAGGCCUCGCCCAACACCGUCAAGUUCGUGCACUACCGUGUCAAGGAGGCCAUGAGGAUCGCGUCCAUCGCGCGCAACGACUUCACGUUGCCCGUCUUCGUCUACUCCAGGCCCUUCUACGCCUAUACCUUUGUUGUCCUCACUGAGAGUGACCUUGUCCACACCAUUGGGGAGAGUGCAGCACUGGGAGCAGCAGGCGUGGUCCUCUGGGGAUCAUCUGAGUAUGCCAGAUCAGAGAGAAACUGUCUGACAGUGAAGCGCUACAUCGACGGCCCUCUGGGCCACUACGUGGUCAACGUGACCUCGGCCGCCAAGCUGUGCAGCAAGGCCCUGUGUAAGAAGAAUGGCAAGUGCGUCCGCAAGAGCCUGGACUCGGGCGCCUUCCUGCACCUCAACCCGCGCUUCUUCCACAUCCACCGCCGCCCCAACCACCCGGGAGCAGCCCGCGGGGGCCCACGCUUCCACGUCAGCGGCCACCUCAACGCCCACGACAUCCUGGACAUGAAGCACAAGUUCACCUGCCAGUGCUACCAGGGCUGGACGGGGAUCUACUGCGAGAUGCCCCAGCAGACCUCCAGUCCUCCUGAUCAUCAGAUGCACAGCCUCCUGGGAGAGCUGGUGCUGGUGAUGUCCAUGCACUUCUCCUGCCUGUCCAUCAUCAUGUUCCUCUCCCUCUGCCUGCUGCUCAAGUGCCUCAUACUGUAG